AUGCCUGAGGAAGACAAAUGGUCCGCAGUGCCCCUUCUAGCACCGACAAGGACAUGCUGUGAGUGCUCCAAAGUGAGUAUUGACAUUGACGAGUGCACAUCGCAGGAUCCGCGAGGAAGUGCGUCGGAAGCAUUUGCACUUUCAUGGUUGAAGGAUGAGGCCUCCGAUGACGACAUUGCCAGAGUUCUUACGCAGCUGCUGCUUGCAAGACCGGAGGCGGAGCCAACUCUGUUGGCUGUCCUCAACUGCGUUGCCGCUAUCCCUGGCGAAUUCGGCAGGAAGACACGAGGAGGCCUUGUUGAUCCACCUGAGAUCGUCGAUCUCCCGGAGGUGUCCCGGGACGUCCCUGUAGCAGACCGGCCGAGGCUGCGCUUUGCGACGUGCAACUAUUUCGUGGGCGAGGAGGAACUCAAAGUUGAAGUACAGGUCUUGCGGUCCGGCAAUCUGAACUGCGAGUCCAGAGUACAAAUGCACACGCGGGAUCUAUCUGCAAAGGCUGGCAUUAACUACGUGCACACGAGCAAAAUGCUUGUUCUGAAGCCUCAAGCGGAAAGCAUCCUUUUCAGCGUGGACCUGAUAGCAAGCGAUGAGUGGUCGCCCACCCUCGAAUUUGAGGUGGUGCUUGAUCCGACAACGGUGACAAAUGCCGACUUGGACGCCUACGGAGCCCGCUCUCGUGUUAAGAUAGAUGACAAGGACGCCUUCCCUUCGAACGUGGUGGACGUGCGACAACUUGCCAAGAGUCUUUCCUGGGAACAUUUAAGGCAGGCGCUCGAGAAUGCUCCAAUGCUGGUGCUGAUGGCGGAAUACUUGAAACUCAACUUCCGCAACGACGUCGUGCGACGAGGCACCUUCAAGAUGUGCUUGCAGGGCCAAUGCCAUCACUUAUAUGGCAUCCUAAGGCUUUUCCUCAGCGUGCUGCUGGUGGACCGGGUUCUAAAAGGUAGUGAGGAGGAUUGGAUGGUGGGGACCACCGACUCCUUUAGCGAGUGGUUGUUCCACACCCGCCCCGGGAUGCUGGUGCUCGUCAUGAGUGGCAUGCUGAUUCCGUUCGUUGGCCUGCACUACUUGGACUUCAUUUCGAUGACUUGGAGAGUAGGCGGAACAUCGCGUGCCCAGCUCUUGUCAGCGCUUGUUCGCAGACUCCUCCAUUAUGAUGUGACUUCCAGGAUAGAUAUCAAGCAAGGAGCCGAGAUAAUGGCCAUGACCAAGGAUGUUGAUGAUAUCGUGCAGAACGGCUACAUGGGCGUUUUGGAAAUUAUCUCUCAUCUCCAGAAUUUGGCAACUGUCUUGGCGUACCAGGUGAUAUCGCGCCUGAUCCUGCAAGAACCCAUCAGCCCGUGGAGUAUUGCUCCACUCCUGAUUCAUCCAAUACUGCUUGCAAUGUUUGCGAUUUGCCGUCGGUCUGCAACCGUCAACGUGCAACAGGUCGAAAAUGCGGAACGGUCUGCCCUUGUCAGCCAGAUGCAAAAUGUCACCCUGAAUAACACGAUCAUUCGCAACCUGGGUGGGGUUUGGAAAGCCAUCGACCAGUUCGAGAGCCGGGUCGCAGGAUACAACACAGCGGUGAACAGCACUCUGCAAGUCAUGAAGAACAACAUCUAUUUCACGAACUGGGUUGGUCUGGCUAUGUUGGCAGCGUACACGCUGGUCGGUGGUCUGGAGGUCGUGGAUGGCAAAAUGAGGAUGGGACUUUUCCUUGCGGAUAUCACCCUGUUCACUCAGAUCAAUGUGACAUGGAGCAUGAUUUGCAGCAGAGGCGUGGAGAUCAACAGCAUCUUUCCUGGAUUGGAGAGAGUCGUCAUCUUGAUGAACUUGCCAACCGACCUCCCGGAGCGAAGGAGGCUUCUCAGGCACUUGAUUACAACAUCGACGACGCUGCGAAGCAUACGCGACGUGAAGGACAAUCAGGUGUUGAAUCUCGAUGAUCUGCCUUUGUUCCUGAAGGGCCCGCGAAUCGAAUUUACGGUGAAGUCACAGCAGGGCGAGUUUUUCAUCCGAAAGGUCGACCUGCAGCUCUCUGGUGAUCUUGUCGUGAACCAAGGGGAGUUUAUUGCACUGGUGGGACUACAUGGUCAUGGCAAGUCGUCCAUUUUAAAAAUGUUCGGCGGAGAGCUUUUACCUGGUGAUGGCAAUCUCCCCGGCUUCUUCGUACCACCUCAUCUCCGAGUUUUACAUGUUGGAACCGAACCUGGUCUUUUCCAUGGCACGCUUUACGACAACCUUGUCUUUGGCGUGGAUGGAGGAGGAGGUGCCGAGUAUCGUGAUGCGGCCAGGGAGCGGGUUCGACAUGUUUGCCGGCUCCUUGCGCUCCCCAAGGAGAUCCUCAAUUUGUUGGACCUGCCGGACAAGCUGUGCUGGGACCAGGUCUUGUCGCACACUCAACAAGCCAAGCUUGGUUUGGCGAGAGCGCUGGUAGCAAACCCCGAUGUUCUCGUGCUGCACAAGCCUGGGAUGCCCUAUGACGACCGGACCUCGCACAUGGUGUUGGAAGUAAUCAAAAGCCACGUUGCGAAUCGCGGUCUUGGCUACCCAAGCGACCCCAUGACGAGGUCGCCACGUACUUGCUUGUUUACCAGCUCGAAACGAUACGGUCUGCAGCUCGCAGAUCGAAUUUACCUCAUAGGGCCUACGGGUGAAAUUCGCCAGGUCUCUGCUGACGAAGUCACCGAGGGAAUGCUGGCAUAG
Molecule: messenger RNA, 2688 nt
Organism: Symbiodinium sp. CCMP2592
Lineage: Eukaryota; Dinophyceae; Suessiales; Symbiodiniaceae
Source: the annotation of a GenBank genome assembly